GAGUGCAACCAGUCAGUUCGUUUUGCAAUUGAAUUAAUAAUUACACGACGACGAGGAAAAGUCAAGUAUUCUUCUCGAUCUAUCGUUACCGAAUGGUGACAAAAAUUUAUUUCGAAUAAUUCAAUAUAGGAUACACUAUCAAAGGAAUCGUGUUUGUUGAAGAGUACUGGGUAUUACAAAAUAAAAUCUAAAUAUUAUAAAUAUAUGUAAGCGCCGGUUCAGAUAAAGACCAAAACGAUCAGCAUCGUCACUUUGACAAAAUACAUCAAGAACAUCAGACGUGUAUUCCCUAAUUUUGGAAGAUGGCGAAAUUUCAACGUGAUCUAGGCAUUGCGCUAAUAUUUUGGUUCGGUUUAUUUACAUUUGCAACAUGUCAUGUAGUACCAGAAGGCACGAAUUUACGAUUUGUGAGCGCGCUUUUCAGACAUGGCGAUCGUACAGUAGACACUGAAAACCAUGAAACUUAUCCAAAUGAUCCAUAUAAAGAUAUAGUCUACUAUCCAGAUGGCUCCGGUCAGUUAACUAAUACGGGCAAGAAAAGAGCAUAUCAAUUAGGACAGAUACUAAGAAACAGAUACAACUGUUUUCUCGGAGAUUUAUACUAUCAACCAAAUGUCUACGCACAAAGCACAAAGAUAGCUAGGACCAAGACAACCUUACAGUUAGUUAUGGCGGCACUUUAUCCACCUACUGAAAUGCAAAUUUGGAAUCCGCUGCUUCCUUGGCAGCCAAUAGAUUUUAUAUAUAAUGUUAUGGAAAAUGAUAAUCUGUUAUUUUCAGUUAUGUGUCCCGUAUAUAAGCGACCUUAUCACGACAUGUUACAAAACAAUCUGACAGUAAAAACAGAAGUAGCAAAGUUUGCUGAUUUAAAGAAACAAUUAUCGAUCUAUACAGGAAAAAAUAUUACCUCAAUCUACGAUCUCCUGCUUAUAUUUAGUACUUUGUCUACAGAAUCAUCUCUUGGACUACGUUUACCAGAAUGGACGCGUAGCAUAUUUCCAAAUGGCAAACUUUUAGAUGCUUUUAUUUUACAACUUGAUCUAUUUAGCUACGGCUCGUUAAACAAACUUAAUGGAGGUGUAUUAUUACGCAAAAUAAUUAACGAUAUGGACAAAGUGAUCAAUGGAACUUUAAAANUGAGGAAGAUCAAUCUUUUUUCUGCACACGAUCUGAACGUGAGCGCAAUGUUGCAUGCUUUAAAUAUAUUCGAUUCCCGUCCUCCAAAAUACACGAGCAGUGUUAUCAUAGAAUUGCAUGAAAAGAAUGGCGUUUUUUUUGUCAAAGUGCUAUAUUAUUUAGGCAUUCCACCAAAAAUAAUAGAAAAAAGCAUCCCCGGUUGCGCGAUAUUAUGCCCAUACGAUAAAUUCGUUCAAUUAACAUCAGCAUCAACUGCGACGGAUGAAGAAUUGGAGUGUCCAGAAAAAGUGACCGUUAGUUUUGAUUUCUGA
Formica exsecta is the source of this 1448-nucleotide messenger RNA. Its product is annotated as venom acid phosphatase Acph-1-like. Gene Ontology annotation, molecular function: phosphatase activity. The record is from RefSeq and is a predicted model, not a curated record. NCBI's taxonomy places the organism in Eukaryota, Metazoa, Arthropoda, Insecta, Hymenoptera, Formicidae. The coding region runs from base 303 to 1448 and encodes 381 amino acids. Gene Ontology annotation, biological process: dephosphorylation. The transcript has 9 exons.